Eutrema salsugineum is the source of this 1364-nucleotide messenger RNA. Its product is annotated as EID1-like F-box protein 1. The record is from RefSeq and is a predicted model, not a curated record. NCBI's taxonomy places the organism in Eukaryota, Viridiplantae, Streptophyta, Magnoliopsida, Brassicales, Brassicaceae. Gene Ontology annotation, molecular function: protein binding. The coding region runs from base 380 to 1276 and encodes 298 amino acids. The transcript has 3 exons.
GGAGUAAAAAAAAUUAAAGCUCUGAGAUUUCUUUCCUUAUCGAUUUGUUUCCACGAAUUGUUCGUUGUUAUCAUCUGCUACUGAGUUUUUCAUUUUGUUUUCUCUUCCUUCUUCUUGAUUCUGUGUUUUAUUUCGAAGUUUUCGAGGUUCCUCAUACGUUGCUUCCGUGGAACUUCUCUUUCUGUUUACUUUUGUAUUUUUUUUUGUUGCUUUCAACCUUUAAAUGCCCUAAUUUCCAGGUUCUAGUUUACGGUUUCUGGAUUAGGAGCAGAAGCCCUUUCUAGAAAACUUCAUGUUACUAGCAAUUUGUUGAAGUUCUCACAGUUUUAUUCUGUUGGAAGCUCUUUGUGUUUCCUUCGGUGAUUGAAACGCAAAGGGAAUGAUUUUACCAAAGCAGUAUCGUUGCACACACUCCCCAAGCUGCCAAUGCACGAGAGGCCAUCUAAGCGAAGACGUUUUGUUAUUAGUGUUCCAACAUCUGAACUGGAAUCCUAAAUUAGUUGCAACACUUUCCUGUGUAUGCAAAUGGUUUGAUGAUUUCGCCAAACGGGUUCUAUGGAAAGAGUUUUGCAAGACUCGUGCCCCAAGAAUGAUGCUUGAUUUGCAAUCUAGUGGUAGUCACUGCAUCGACGGUAACUGGCGAGCACUUGGGAAGCUUCUCAUCUACUGCUCAGGAUGUACACAAGGCGGUCUAUUUAAUAGCUCGGUUCAGAUACCAGGCCACUUUGUUUACAGAACAAGGUUCUCAAGAACAUUGGGAAGAAGCCUCCUUCCACCUCAAUGUAGAACCGACGUACUCUACGUAUCUGAUCCAUGCGAGCAUCUUGAUCAAGGAGAAGAAGGUGAUGUGGGUUUGUUCCGAGGGAUUUUCAAGUCAUUUCCGACAUCUAAAGUCCGGAAAGUUAUCAUCAACAAGGCGGUUCCUUUUCAUCCAUCCGAGGUUUGUCCGUAUUGUAAAGCUAGACUAUGGAGCAUGCUACAAGCUAAGAUAAUACCUCAGAGUGCAUGUAUUCGUUUGGAAGCUUAUGAAGACUGCAUCGAGUAUUUCGUUUGCCUCAAUGGACAUUUGCUUGGUAUCUGCACUCUCGCGCCUUUGUCUGAUUCAGAAGAUGCAAAUCCAAGCGAAGAUAGCAAUCACAUUGAGAAGAAACAAGACAAUUGCUUUGCUAAAGAAAACGUAUUGAAAAGGAGAAAUUCUUUGUUGGGUGGAAGUGAAAUUGGACCUUCGCCUCAAAAACGACUGACCAACUCGAAUCAAUGUAACAUUGAUGUGUGAAACAUCUGUAAAUUUGUCAAUUUGUGUACUUCUGCUAAAAUCUAUUGCAUCUUCAGAAAUUCAACAUUCAUAUACAGUCAAAUUAUGA